Geodia barretti is the source of this 921-nucleotide messenger RNA. Lineage: Eukaryota; Metazoa; Porifera; Demospongiae; Tetractinellida; Geodiidae. The record is from the annotation of a GenBank genome assembly.
AUAACCGACGACGAUGCCGCGACAGGCUACUGUGCUUGCUGUGAAAGACUCGCUUUGUUCCGAGUUUGGUCGGCUGGGGCAGAGCCGAGACAACCAGAGGACACGCCCUCUAUAGAAUCUGCGCACGCGCACACGUCUGGCCAUCUGAGAAAGAGUGCGGCGGCUGAAACAGUACAGCAGAAUAUGUACCCAAACCAACACCUGAAGCCAGAAAUAUCUUCAAUUGAAAAUGACGACGCAAGAAGAGUAUACAUGAUUCCCGGGGACGAAGAACCUAAAGAGAUAAUCUGCAGCACACGACUAGCACCCAAACCCAGACCAGACACCAGCUUUCAGAAGAUCUGCAAACACCAACUGGGACUCAACCUCCGCUACUGCUCUAAUUUCUACGGGAAGGCUGCGGCAACGGGGGACUCGGGACCAGCAUGGGCUGUGUGGGACCCAAGAGUCUCACUUCAGUACGGAACGACUCCACCUUCCUCGACCUCACUGUGCAACAGAUAGAGGUAUAGUAAUAUACUCUACUCAGUGUUUCCAUAUACAGAUCUGUGCAUGUUUCCAUAUACAAAUCUUUGCAUAGUGCUGUGUCAACUCUUAGUGAUAGAAAGAUCAUCACACGCUGACCAAACUGGAGUAGACCGAUCAAUUACCUGUUGGUGGUGUGACAUGUACAAUCACUGAAGCAUUCACGUUGCAGAUGUUGCAGAUGUAGGUGUCAUUUUGUUCUUCGUAAGCAGUGAGGAAGGUGAGUGUGUUGCCAUCAUUUACCACCUCAGGAGGCAGUUCUCCAUUUGGUUUUCGUGGUAGAAUCCACCGAGCUGGGUGCUGCUCUUGGUCGACUCCUUCGAGACCACAUGUCAACACUUUAUCCCUUGAUUCUGCCUCCAUCUGGUAAUAAUAGACUCCAUUCACAGUGUUCAC